Solanum dulcamara is the source of this 2472-nucleotide messenger RNA. Its product is annotated as zinc finger BED domain-containing protein RICESLEEPER 1-like. Gene Ontology annotation, molecular function: protein dimerization activity; DNA binding. Lineage: Eukaryota; Viridiplantae; Streptophyta; Magnoliopsida; Solanales; Solanaceae. The record is from RefSeq and is a predicted model, not a curated record. The transcript is spliced from 4 exons. The coding region runs from base 1 to 2472 and encodes 823 amino acids.
AUGGCUGAACAAAGUGAUAAGGUGAUAGGUGAAAGUGAGGCUUCAAAUGCAGCAAGUCAUGCUGAGAUAACUCUGUCAGCUAGUGCUAAAAGAAGGAGAAAAAGGUCUGCUGCUUGGGAUCAUUUUACAGAAGUUGAAACUUCCGAAGGUACGAAAGCAAAAUGUAGCCAUUGCUGUAAGUUGUACUAUUUUAAGUCAAGAGAUGGUACGUCGACUCUUCUUGGUCAUUUGUCGACAUGUCCUAAACUUCCUACUCCUCUUGUUGAUAAAAAACAAUCAACCAUAGGCUUUAAAUCUAUUCUAGGGGGAAGUCAAGGUGAUGUAGCUGUUGUCUCUUGGAAAUUUGACCAAGAAGAGUGUAGUAAGGCUUUAUGUCGUAUGGUAAUAGUUGAUGAGCUUCCUUUUAGCUUUGUCGAAAAAGAAGGUUUUAAAGAAUUUAUGAAAAUGGCUCAACCUCAUUUUUGGAUCCCUUCCCGUAGUACUGUAACUAGGGACUGUUUUAAUCUAUUUAAUGAAGAAAAACAAAAGUUGAGGAGCCAUAAAGGUGAAGAUAUGGCAAAUGGUAUUAGUAGGUGCUUACGUGAGUGGGGGAUAAAUAAGAUUUUUACUAUCACAGUUGAUAAUGCAAGCUCAAAUGAUGUGACAGUGAAAGAAUUGUCUAAGCAAUUAACAAAAAUGGGAACUAAUUUGAUGAACGGUAAUCACCUUCACGUGAGGUGUAUGGCUCAUAUCAUGAAUCUUGUUGUUCAGGAUGGUUUAAAAGAAUGCUCUUUGUCUAUAGAACGUGUUAGACAUGCAGUUAGAUAUGUUAGGCAGUCUCCUGCGAGGUUGAAAAGAUUUCAAGAAAGUUGUGACGAUGAACAACUUAGUUGCAAAAAAUCUUUAUGCUUAGACGUUCCAACUAGGUGGAAUUCCACCUACCUGAUGUUGAGUAGGGCUGUUGAAUUUGAGAAUGCAUUUUCAAAUUAUGCUUCACGUGAAAUUGGCCUGAGACAUUAUCUUGAAAAUUCUUAUGUUGAAACUGGAAUCACUGCUGGUGAACUUUUGAGUAGUGAUUGGGUCCAUGUGAAAAGAAUUACCAGAUUUCUUGAGAUAUUUUAUCUUCUUACUUUGAAAAUAUCCGGAUCACGUUAUGUUACGUCAAAUAUUCAUUUUCUUGAAAUUUAUGCUAUUGUUGUUUAUUUGAAUCAAUUGAUGGCAAGCGAAGACACUGAUUUAAGCGAUAUGGCAAAAAAAAUGCAAGAAAAAUUUAAUAAGUAUUGGGGAGAUCCAGCAAAAAUGAACAAGAUAAUUUUCAUUUCAUGUAUUUUGGAUCCUCGUUACAAGCUUGAAUCAGUUAGCUAUGCACUUGUAAAGAUGUUUGGGGAAAAAGGGUCAUCUAUACAAGCAGAAAUAAAAAAGUACAUGACUUCAUUAUUUAGCGAGUAUGUAAAAUCCAACUCAAAAGGCAGUGUGCUUGCUCAAUCUUCACCUUGCUCUUCACUGGACACUUCUACUUCCGGGCUUCCUAACAGUCAAGUAAGUACCCAAAGUACAGGACUUUUAGAAUCAUUCAUGAAAGAUCUAAAGAACUAUAAAACAGCGAAUGGAGGUGUGGAUGCUAGAACGGAGUUAGAUAAAUAUUUUGGUGAAGAAACUGAGGAUGAUAGUAAAGAAUUUAACAUCCUAAACUGGUCAAAAAUGAACUCAGCUAGAUUUCCUAUUCUUGCUGAAAUGGCUCGUGAUGUAUUAGCUGUACCAGUUUCAAGUGUAGCAUCUGAAUCUGCAUUUAGUACGGGAGGACGUCUUCUUGAUUCAUUUAGGAGUUCAUUGACUCCUAAUUUAGUGCAAGCUCUAGUGUGUCUUCAAGAUUGGCUUCGAAGUGAAAAAUUACAACAAUUUGUUAGCGUUGAGGAAGAUCUUGAUAAUCUCGAACAGCUUGAACAAGAUUUAGCCAGUGCUGGAAAAUAUCCUAUGCCUACUUUUUAUAUGUUGUUCUUUUUAGGAAAUUUUUUAGCUCUAGUUGAAUGGUAUUUAAUAGAUGAUAGAUUAUGGUGGGACUUUCAGUUUCAGAUACUGCUAAUCAUGAAUAUUCAAAUCUCAUUAAUUUCUUGCACUACCUUCUCAAACAGGGAUAAUGCAUAUCCAAGACAUGCAGCUAUGGCAAUUGCCCAAGUCGUGAUGGCCUUUGGUCAUUUCUUCUUUGCCAUGGGUUGGCCUGGAGCUAUGUACAUUGGUACUCUUUUGGUUGGACUUGGUUAUGGAGCUCAUUGGGCGAUUGUGCCAGCUGCUGCUUCUAAAUUGUUUGGCUUAAAGAAUUUUGGGGCUUUGUACAAUUUCCUCACUAUUGCCAACCCAGCUGGUUCAUUAGUAUUCUCAAGUCUUGUUGCUAGUAGUAUAUAUGACAUGGAAGCUGAGAAGCAAGCUCAAAAGCCACAUGAAGGACAGUUGAAUUUGGAGUCAGUUUUGACAAGUUUUUUUACACAUGGAUGA